UUCUUCUCUCCUCUCCUUUUUCCUUCUCUCCUUUCCUCUCCCUUAUCCUUCCUCUUUCUAUCCUCCCAUCCAUGGCAAAACAUGGAACUCCCCUCCAUCCCCAAACUCGCCCGUGAAGAAAGCGACCUCGCCUCCCACGACUCCGUCACCCACCACCCUGGCCCGGAAAAAGUCACCCUCGCCCGCUCCCGCGGCCGUCGUCACCCCCGCCUCAUCGACCAGCACCAGUUCAAAAACUCCCUCCUCGCGGGCGUGGGCUAUCUCGAGCUAGCCAACGCGGGCGAUUUCGCAGCAAAUGUAUGGAAUGAGACACCCCCGCCGCAGUUUGCGGUGAUCCUGAUGGCGAUCGGGGGCAGUGUGGCGCUGUGUAUGGUGUUUGUUGCGCUGCAGGAUUUCCGGCUGAGUUGGCGGAAUGUUAAGCUGUUGAGGGCGGAGCGGGGGAUGUUGCAUGCACUGCGGGAUGGGACUGAUGAUCCGGAUUUGUUGCGGUUGUUGCAUUCGCGGCUCGGGGUGGGGGUGAGGGAGAUUGGGACGGAGGUGGUGGAUCGGAUGUUGAUGGAUUCGCUGAUGGGGACGGGGUCGUUGCUUGUUGGUGUGGGCACGUUGAUGGCGAUUUGGGGCGAGAAUCCGACGGUGUUUGAGGCGAGUAAUUUGCUUUCUGGAUAUGUGGGCAAUGCGAUGGCUGCGUUGUUUGGGCUCGUCAAUGCCGUCUGGUCGAGCUAUCUCGUUGUCAGAUUCCACCACCACGACACCGUCUGCAAGCGUAACGAGUCUCUCACGGCCACCCAGAAGAAACGUCUACACACCCGCUUCCGCCGCUUCCAAUGGCACUCGGUCGCCAACGCAGUCAACGGCCUCGUCGCUGGUGCUGCCUCCAUGGUCACUGCCACUAUGUGGUGGGGAUACACCGUGCUCAUCCCCUGCAUCAUCUCCCUCAUCCUGUGCAACUACUUCUGGCGCCACAAGCUCGGCUACGACAGACCCAUGGUGUCGACCUCCUCCCCUUCCUCGGCUUCAUCCUCGCCCACCCCCCUCCUCCCCAUCAUGGACGACCUCGCCUGCGUCUCAUCCAUCCACACAGCCCUCGCCAGCGAUAACCCCUUACCACGCACGGUAAUCAACCUCGACUCGCUCGACUCCGUGGUGCAAUUCAUCGUGCACCACCAAAUGUUCGACGCGUACUGCGAGUUCAUCCUGCGCGAUACGAAAAUCUACAAAACCAUCUUCGCGUCCCAGGCGGAACUCGUUCUCUCGCCAGAGGAUAUCCUGCGAAUCCGCCAUCCGGAUAAUGUGCGGCUGAUGCUGGACCGGUCGAAUCGGUUUCUGAGAGUCGUGGGGAGGAAAUUGUUUGCGUACCGCGAGCGGUAUUUGCUGGAGGUUGUGGGAUAUGCGGUUUGGAAGGAGUCGCUUUAAUAUAUGGAACCUCGGAUUGAUCCAUGAUCUUAUUCACCUAUGGUGCUGGAUGUGGUGCAGGUCACUCGAUCAUGUAUGGAUAUACAUCGAUUUGCUGUGCAAAAUAAUAAUACAUACAUAGAACUACAAUAAUCAAUCAACCAAAAUAACCCAAAUAACACGAA
Aspergillus wentii DTO 134E9 is the source of this 1577-nucleotide messenger RNA. RefSeq lists its product as uncharacterized. Lineage: Eukaryota; Fungi; Ascomycota; Eurotiomycetes; Eurotiales; Aspergillaceae. The transcript has a single exon. The coding region runs from base 82 to 1413 and encodes 443 amino acids. The record is from RefSeq and is a predicted model, not a curated record.